Molecule: messenger RNA, 10088 nt
Organism: Anguilla anguilla (European eel)
Lineage: Eukaryota; Metazoa; Chordata; Actinopteri; Anguilliformes; Anguillidae
Gene: slmapa
Product: sarcolemma associated protein a
Exons: 25
Coding region: 1458-4058 (866 amino acids)
Biological process (GO): protein localization to plasma membrane; regulation of membrane depolarization during cardiac muscle cell action potential; regulation of voltage-gated sodium channel activity
Molecular function (GO): protein binding
Source: RefSeq, a predicted model, not a curated record
GCAGCCCGGUUUGAGUGCAUUUCAUUUCCAGUAUGGCGGCCGUUACUUGCGGAGGAGGACAAGUUGUUCGAAUUUGUCCUCAGUCUUACCGUGGUGGGCAGUAGCUCAUCGCCGGUCGUCUCGAUUGUGAAUUGGCUGAAUCGUCCAUCUGCAAGACAACCCAUGGCUUAAGGCAGGAUCGGUUACAGAAUAUUUGGAAGAGACAUUGUGUGUGGCUGCAAGCAAGUGUCUUGGUUUUCCGUGUCUACUUGCUAAAAAGGAGGGGAUUUGUUUUGAUUUUCAGGUCAGAAAGUUCACGACAGUCCUGCCAGACUGCAACUACGUUCACUGCCUCCGUGAGCGAGCGAGAGAGGGAAGGAUUUUAAACCGAACUUGUGAAUAGGCCCAACGGGGCUGACAUUACGUUCCUCACACUUACGGAAUUUAUUCUAAAACAUGCAGAACGCGUUGUCUAGAACUUAUCAGUGAUUCUUUCAAUAAUUGUGCCCAAGGAAAAUGAUAUUUUGUGCAAAGGACGAAUGUGCUGAAACCAACUAGCCACCUAGCUAGCCAGCAGUCUAGCUUCGGCGUGGGGAGUGGUAGCUAGCUUUGCGUUUUUGCUUUUGCAGGAGAUAGAAACGUUUACAAAAAUAUAUAUUCUUUAGCCACUUGGCUAUUCUGUGGGGUAUUUUGGAGGGAGGACGAUUUGUUGAUAUAAAUUUUGACAGCAUAAUAUGUGGCUAGGUGAACGCGUGUAAUUAAUGUUGACGGAUUGCGGAUGUCUUAGCAAGGUAGCAGCUAGCUAGCUAUAGCUUUAACUACAGCAAGGGUGAGCUGGGCCAAGUGAAGAGCUAGCCCGAGCUAGCUCAAUGGGGGGAUGCGGUCAUCAACCAAAAACAGGUAGCUAUAGUUAGCUUAUUAACUAAAAUAUUUAUUUUUUACAGAAUAUUAACGUUAGGAAAUUAAGUGUCUUGGUGUAUUGAACUGAGACGCUUUAAUUUCGCACUACUUUACUGGCUAUUUUUGGGGGUCCUCUAACGUUAGCUAAACUGCAGUUCAGAGUAAGUCUCCUAUGGUUAGCUAACUAGUAGCUUAUUAGCGUUCUACCUGUGAGGUAAACCGUAGCAAGGUAGCUUCCACCUCUUUAUGGAAUUGUGUACCCACUUGACCACCGCUGCUUUUUUUGUGACAAUAUGGAGACCUUCCUGGACGGAUUAAUGACCUGCACAUGGAGGAUUUGACGUUUGUUGGACGUUAUGUAGCUAGCUAGUGAAACAAUUAUUUGUGUCAAAUGUUUGUUUUUUGUAGUCUGAUUUUUUUCCAAAGGCGGUGGGAUAUCAUUAAUAAAAGGCGAAGUUAAAUGCUAGCUAGCCGUCACACCUAAUUGGCUAAUAAAGGAAAUUGAAAACUUUGCCAGUCUGGAUCAAGAAACCCUGUCUUUCGUCUCAGGUUGGAGUAACACUCCCAAGCUUUCAUCAAUGCCUUCAGCGCUGGCCGUUUUUACCUGCCGCCCGAACUCGCACCCCUUUCAGGAACGCCAUGUCUACCUGGACGAACCAGUCAAGAUCGGGCGCUCUGUGGCUCGUUGUCGCCCAGCCCAGAACAACGCAACGUUCGACUGCAAGGUGUUGUCAAGGAAUCAUGCUCUCGUCUGGUUCGAUCACAAGACGGGCAAGUUCUAUCUCCAGGACACUAAAAGCAGCAAUGGAACCUUCAUCAACAGCCAGCGCCUGAGUCGGGGGUCUGAGGAGAGCCCCCCCUGCGAGGUCCUCUCCGGUGACAUCAUCCAGUUCGGCGUGGACGUGACCGAGAACACCCGCAAAGUCACCCAUGGCUGCAUAGUGUCUACAAUCAAGCUGUUUCUCCCAGAUGGCAUGGAGGCUCGGAGGCGCUCAGAUGUCAUUCAAGCGCCGUUACCACUUCCUGUUGAUAAGGUUGCCGCUAAUACGCCCAGUAUGUAUUCUCAGGAACUGUUUCAGCUUUCUCAGUACCUACAGGAAGCCUUACAUCGGGAGCAGAUGCUGGAGCAGAAGCUGGCCACACUGCAGCGGCUGCUGGCCAGCACACAGGAGGCAUCUGAGAGCAGCUGGCAGGCUUUGAUAGAUGAAGACAGGCUGCUGUCAAGGCUGGAAGUGAUGGGGAACCAGUUGCAAGCAUUUUCUAAAAACCAAACGGAAGAUGGCAUCCGCAAGGAGCUUGUAGCCUUACAGGAGGACAAACACAACUACGAGACGACAGCCAAAGAGUCCCUGAGGCGGGUCCUUCAGGAGAAAAUAGAGGUGGUCAGGAAGCUAUCAGAGGUGGAGAGGAGUCUCAGUAACACAGAGGAUGAAUGUACUCACCUGAAAGAGAUGAACGAACGCACACGCGAGGAGCUCCGGGAGCUGGCCAACAAGUACAACGGAGCGGUCAACGAGAUCAAGGACCUGACCGACAAGAUCAAGCUGGCGGAGGGCCGGCAGGAGGAGAUCUCUCAGAAGGGGCAGAGUGAGAAGAAGGAGCUGCAGAUGCGCAUUGAGGAGAUGGAGGAGAAGGAGCAGGCUCUCCAGGCCCGCAUCGAGGCCCUGCAGGCCGACAACGACUUCACCAACGAGCGGCUCACCGCUCUGCAAGUCCGUUUAGAGCAACUUCAGGAGAAAAACGUAAAGGAGAACAACAGCUUAGAACACUUUCUAUUAAACAGUGGAGAGGACUGCACUUUUAUCCAGCAGUUCAUUGAGUGCCAGCCUGUGAAGCAAUUAAAAGAGGCUGUGGAUUCCUCGCUGACCAAGAUCCCAAACUUUGAUGAAGUUAUAGAUGCUCAUCUCCAAAACAACCAGAUGUCUGAAGAGAACAGUCUGGACAGCCCAGAGAGACUGAAAGCUAAACUUAUUGAUGAUGUGCAUCACCAGAAUGUCAUGGAUGAAAAUAAGCUUGUGAAAGAAAAUCAGAUAGAUGCUAAAGAGUCGGAUAUGUCAGACACACUGAGCCCCAGCAAGGACAAAAGCAGUGACGACACUUCAGACGGCCAGAUGGAUGAGCAGGAGCUGAAUGAGCCUCUCAACAAGGUCGCGACGCUCAAAGACGAGCUGCGGCGGGCCGACCUGGAGCCCGGCGACACGGAUCACAUGAUCCAACACCUCCGCACCGAGCUGCUGGAAGCCCAGGAGCUGGCCAACACCGGCAAGCAGAAAUGCCUGGAGCUGCAAGCUCUGCUGGAGGAGGAGAGGAGGACUAACAAACAGCAGACUGAGGACUCUGCCAAACAGAUCCAGUUUCUUCAGGCCCAGCUGCAGAAGCUGCACGUGGACAUGGAGGAGCUGCGGGAGCAGAGGGAGAGCUCCAUCUCCAGCACGCGGGAGGAGCUGUACAGCGCCCAGGAGGAGGUGCUGAUGCUGCGCCACGUCAUGGAGACGGCCACCGCCGAGCGCGAGCGCGACAUCGCCGCCCUCAAGGCCGACCUGGACGCCGUCACCGCCGAGCUGGAGAAGUGGCGCCAGGCGGCCGCCAAGUACGAGCUGGAGAUCAGCACCCUGCAGGCCAGCUUCCAGCAGCACAGCCAGCACAGGGAGAAGGCUGCCCAGCUGCAAGACGAGCUGGACCGGCUGCAGAAGGACUGCUCCAGCCUGCAGAGGGAAUGCACAGCCCUGCGCUCUGAGAAGGUGGCUCUCCUGGAGAAGCUGCAGAAGCUCGAGGUUGAGCUGGACAGCUCCCGGGAGCAGAGCGCCUUCCUCAGCAGCAGCCUCAACGCCCUGGAGAAGUCACAGGGAGCCCUGGAGACCAAGCUGGGCUCCAUGCAGGACCAGCACAUGCAGGACGCCGGCAAGCUCCAGACCCAGCUGGCCCAGGCCGACAGCCGGACCAAGAGCCUGCAGAAGGAGUAUGAAGAGACCCAGUCGCUGCUGUCGGACCUGAGGGAGAGGUAUGAGCGCACAGAGCAGGAGAAACGCUCCAUCAACGAUGAGCUGGAGCAGUGCAAGCUCGACCUGAAGCUACUGCAGGAGAAGGGAGGCAAUCCAUCCAUAUUGCAGCCUACCCAAGCCAUUUUCAUCGGCGUUAUCCUGGCUUUGCUGUAUUGGUGCUUCGGGCAGUUGUGGUAGAAAGAGCGGUUGGUUGCCCUGGAUGCCCGUCGUUGCCGUGGUGGUUGCCGUGACUGCGGUUGUGCUUUACCCGGGUCUGUCCAAAAACAGCACCUGAUCGAGCCCCUUUCACACCCCCCCACCCACCCGACGACUCCCCUCCCCCCCCUCCACUCAGCCCAGGCUCCCGUUCCCUCACCCUCAAUACCUCCUGUUCUGAAAAACACGGCUGUUUGCAAACGCAGCAGUAGGCUCCCUGCUUUAACUGUAUAAAAUGUAACUGUACAUAUUUAGAGAGGGAAUAAAAGUUGUAACUUCUACUAUAGAUGAAAUACUUUAUCUGCGGUUUAUUUCUUUGUUUUGUUUUUUUCUUAAUCAGUUUGUUGGGAAUCUUACUAUUAAAGAUUUUUUUCAAUGGGUACCAAACUUGUUUAUUUUGCUAAGUUUUAAGGUGAAUUGUCUUAUAUGGUUUGCCAUAUUAGUGUAAAAUGUGGUAUUCCAGAUAUGGGUUUCAAAGCCAAAUGUCUAAUUAUACACAGGGCACAUGGGGUUAAGUGCCUACCAUAGCUUCUAGAUGUGUGUAAAAAUUGUGUGAUCCAGUCUGUUGAAGUGCCAUUCAUACUCCUGCACACUCCUAGAUGUUUCAGAGGAACUCAUCUGAGGUAUCAAAUGAAAAAUAGUAAAGUUAAAAAAAUAAUAAUAAUAAUAAUAGAAAAAAACAUCUCUAAAUGGUCUCCGUGGUGGCUUUGUACCCUUCCAUUUAUUUAGUUCCGUUCUUCCUGCCGAUGUCAUCUCUUCUAGAUCCGUCGAGCGUGUAGUUCUGGUGUGUGCGCGCAACAUGUUCUUCUGUUAGUCAGCCUGUUUGUGGCCCUGUUUUUAUUGCUCUCCCAUCUGUGACACAUCCGUUUACGACACAAACGAGUUUCUUGUGCUCUCAGUUCCAGGUGGCCAUUGGUACAAGUAAUAAUCGCAGAUUUAGGUAGGUCCCCCUGCACCUCUGACUGUAAGCCCUCCUGACACAGAGACCUUCCUGUUUGGGAUGUUGGCGCAGUCUGCGGCAUGCUGCACUGCACCAUGGGUAAAAUUAGCUACACUUUGUCAGACUGGACUUCAGUGUAAACCGGGGUUGGCUCGUCUCUGAAUGUAUUCUUUAAGAAAGUAAUAAGCUAAGGCCUUCUAUCGGGACACACCUGUGGUGGUAUCACGUUGUGACUGAGGGGACAGAUGCGCUCAUUCGUCCUGGGGCUCCUCUUGGGGCGUGGCCCGUGCCUCCUCCUGCUCCUCCUCCUCCUCUCGCUCCUCCGUUUCCUCCUCUCCCUGGGCCCCGCGCGGGGACGGCGUGGUGGUGGCCAUCCUCUCCAGCUCGUCUCUCAGCUCCUGCAGCCGCUCGGCCGUCCUGGCCCUGCUGUUCUUCAGCGUGUCCGUCUCCUUCUGCUUGGCCUCCAUGUCCGUCUCGUACGCCUCCAUCCAGGCCUCCAGCCUCUCCUCCAGGUCCGUCUGCACCUCCUUGAGGAAGUUCUCCACCUCCUCGUGGAUGAAGCGCUCCUCGGCGAUCCUCUCCUGCAGCCGCUCCACGGUGGCCUCCAGCUCCACCUCCCGGUGGACGUUGUGCUCCUGGCUCUGCUGCACCUUCAGGUGGGAGAUGCCGCGCAUGUAGUCCCUCUCCAUGGCGGCCUUGGCCUUCAUCUCCUGGAGCUGGGCACGCAGGUGUGCUGUGAUCUCCUCCCGCUGGUGCACCUCCUGCGCGCGCUCCUUGCGGAGGUCGCGGAGCUGUCGCUGCAGGGCCUUGCCCCGCCUCCGGCCCUCCUCCUCCCGCUGCACGAUAUCCAGGUGGUUGGCCUUCUGGCGCUUCUCCUCCUCCACGGCCGCCAGCAGGCUGUCGAAGGUGCCGGCCUCCUGGAGCUCGUCCAGCAUGUCCUUGAUCACCAGGGCCAGGAACUGCCGGUCGUGGUCCACCUUCUCCAGGUUGUCGGGCGACAGGGGCUUGUUGUCCAGGGCGUGGCGCAGCUCCACGAGGGCCCGACGCCUCUCUCGAGCGCUCUCGGCAGGUCCGCCCUCCUCCGCCACUCGAGCCCCGCUCAGAGUCUCCCACAUCUCCUUGUCCUCCUCGGAGUUCUCCUGAAUGGCGGCGAUGCAGGCGAUGUGGCCCAGCACAGCCAGCUGGUCUGCGCAGUCCUGCAGCACCAUGCUUAACCUGAUCUGCUCCAGGUCCCAGACACUGUGCUGCCACCGUGUCUGCAAUAGCUGAUUCUCCUCUGCGUCACGUUUCUUCUCCAUUUUUUUAAUGGGCUCUGCCAUUAUCACCCUGGCUGAAUGGUGGUGUCACCAACCUAGGUGGAUGCACUUUUUUUUUUUCUUCCGCUCAAAUGCUCCCACAGUGAGACUCAGGACACUUUAUCAAGCGCUAACCCAUUCAAUCCCAACGUCUCCCUAGGCCCAAGAUUAUUUUCUUCUCCUUGCUCUCUUUUCCCGCUUCAGGUCCUGUAAAUUUUCCUUUUACGUUUUUGACUUAAAUAUCAUUAGGGUUUUUUUCGUACACUUAUAAAGUUGGGUAAACUUCCCCUUUCUUACUUCAGGCGAGCAUAGCCUAUAAUAUUCUAACAAUUUUUGUUGUAUGUUCUGCCCUGAUUUUACGAAAUUAUUAAUCUUUUUUGUCGUACUUGUUCUGGCUACUUGUCCCAAUCGUACAAUGAUCGAUCGGUAAUUUAGCGGUUUAACUCGCCAGCUUCCCACAGUUUGGAUUAGUGCCAAGCUUCUUUCAAAACGGCAAUUGGAACUGUGACGUCCGGAGCUACGUCACAGAGGAUGAUUACAAUUCAGACCUCCGUCCACCAGACCUGUUGUUUUUUUUUUGGAAUAAAAAUAAUGCUUUUCAAGCAAGUUUUUCUUAAAUUCUGGGCACAAGACAAUUUGUACAUGUAAGAUAAACGUACGGGAGUAGCAUCAGUUUGAAUUAAGCUAAUUGAAGAUGAAGUUUCCGUUAUCGGCAUUUUGAAUAUAGGCUAACCGAUUGAUUGUUAAACCAAUUAGGCACUUUUGAGCAUUUGGCAUGUUAAAACGCACAUAAAAGACGACGUGUACCUGGACAAGGUCAUUAGGCGCUUUUCCACCAUGGUUUAAGCCUAGAACGCGGAAAGGCAUUCAAUUCAGAAAUGUCAAGAGGAAUAUUUAAGUGGAAACCUCCGUGUCAUUCAGGCAGUUGAUCUGAUCGGAACAUCGUUUGUUAACCUCAUCAAAAAGUAAUUAAUCCUAAUCAGAGAUAUCAGCUCUACCUGUCUUUCGGAGAACCCGGCUGUUCUCCUACUGUGGAAUGGUCUCGUAACAGGAAACUUUAGCUGAUGGUCCUCAAGACAGUUGAUUACAUACCACCAAUACAUAUUUGAUGAACACACUGUAUUUUCCCCCUAAAAACCACUCGUGUCUGGUAGAAUUAAUUUUUCCCUCCUACCACUUUCAGUGAAGAAACGGUUAGUGUGUCUUCAACGCUGUUUACACCCCCCUUCGCAGUACACAUGGGAUGUUAAGACUCGUAUGGAAUAGACGGGAGCGAUUAGGCAAUUUUCGUUUUGGAAACGUGGUACCUUCCCGAUUGUGGUGACCAGUGAGGUGUUGAAAUACUGUCUGAAGGUACUGGCUGUUGUUCGUGUCUUCAAAAAAAGGAAAAACUGCAAUUGGGCGUAGGAUACUGCAAAACUAAGCCCAAUAAAUUGCGAUAAAUAGUAGAAUAUGACUUCACAGACCGUAUGGUUAGCCGUUGAACCAGCUAAAGAGCAACGGUCUUGAUUUAAAAAACAUCAAGCACUACACUCAGUAGCUAAAUACAACUGCUAGGCUAUUUCUUCCCUGAGUAGACUACAUUUUGAAUUAAACCAAAAACUCCAGUAGGCUAAUCUCGAUACGAAAAACUACAGUAUAUGGUAUGCGUUGUUAGUACAUUAACUAAUACACAAAAACACUACAUUGCUUAGUCGUUUAAGGAAUACCUCAAUACGUUGUCGUAAUUUAGCUAAUUGUUGUAGGAUGUAUGAAACAUAAAAUUGGGUGUUACUGAAUAUUUUUUCUCUUAUGGAAAGAUUCCCUUUAAAGGGAAGUUUCCUAGAGUACGUUUCAGUUGUUCCAUACACAGCUCAUGUUCGUGCAGUCUUAGACCACUGUACACACAGACCCUGAUUUUUCAGUACAGACCACUCCUACUCAUUUCUUACCAGGCUUAUCCAUAUUAGUGACCUGUCUGUCACCUUACAUGUAACCUGAAGUUCACAUAAUAUAUAUUUACCCCUCUUUAUGGGGGUUGGAGGUGUUUGCUUUAAAAGCUCAUUUUGGACAGAUUGAUUUUAAUUUUUACUGGAAAAAAAAUGUUAAUGAAAAUUAACUUAAAUAAUUUCUCUUAUUGAAACUGGGAGUUCAGUGUGGGUCCCUGUCUGGGAAAUGGAUUCAAAGUUUUCAAGUGAAUAGUUUGACUGAGGGGUGGUGAGAUGAGCCUGCAAGAGACUGGAAUAAAUUAGAGAGGAUGUGUCUAGUGUGGCAUGUGGAGACCAACAAAUAAAACUGUGUGGUGUUUACGUUUACCUUCUUUGUCUGCAGCAUCAUAAAUAAGAGCUCCUUCAGGUCUUGGAGCAAACACUCAAUUCCUCUCAGUCCUCCCUCUCACUAAGCAUUGUGGCAUUCAGUUAGUUUAAUUUAACUUCAGUUGAAAGGCAUUCCAACCCCCCCCCCACCCCCCAAACCCAACCACCUACUCUCUGUCUCUGCUCACAGAACCCUUGGUGUAGGUCGUAAGUGUAGGUAUUCUCUUUCUUGCUACAGAAAUCCAGUGUCACACAUGCACUCAUGGAGUUAGUGCUGGGGAGUCAUUUCAGUCAUCAGUUUGCGUGUGUGCGUCUGUCUGUGUGUGUAAAAUAUCCACAUUAUGUACACGUUGUAGACAAGUUUAAAUAAAAGGAAACUGUCAAUGUGGACAUGAACCCACGCUCCUGUGCGUUUCUGCUGCUGGAGGACUAUUGCAGAAUUUUUCGGGUGGACCUCUAGUUACCGACCCUUAGACCAACCCCCUUCCAGUUUCAAUCUGCACAGACCAUAGAGGUUUUUCCCAUUUCUAUUUCUGUUUAUAAUUUCCUCCCCAACCCCCAAUUUUUAAUGUCCAGUGCAGGUUUUUUGUUUUCAGAAUGGUUUUGUUCUUGUUUCUUUUCUCUUUUGAGAGGCGGAUAUGAAUGGGGAGGCUAAUCCUGGUGCAUGCACUGUUAACUACUACUAUCUUUACCGAUUUUCAGAAUUGUAUUGGAUUUUCCUGGUUUUCUGUCAGCGUGUUACUGUAACUGAACUGUGUGCCAGUCACACUCAUCCAUUCACAUGUGAUGACAGAGCACUUUGGCGGGAAUAAACCUAAUGAAAUUUGGUCUGUUUUAAAGGUUUUCAAACUCAAAUGAAAAUGCAUGUAUGUUACAUUCACAGUGAAUCCAAUGCAGACAUGGAGAAAAUGUUUCUCUUACUAAAUAUUAGCUUUGUGCGUAAGCAACACCCAUCAUUUUAAAACACAAUUUCCGUAACCUUACAAAGAAUAUCAAUGUCCUUUAAAUUGGAAUAGGGGUAGAAAAACACUUAAAGUUAUUAAAUAGUACUGUAGUUUAAAAGUGCAAAUUAAAGUUUUGGAGCGUCAUUGUAUCUGUGCAUCUAUAAGAAUUGUGCAGUGUUUGUUGAUGAAAUCAUUAAUGUGUGAAAUAAUGUUUCUGCACACAUGCUGUUAAUGGAAAAAAAGACUUAAUUUUUCUUAUUCCACCAAUUUGUUUGCUUUGGCAAAGUUAGUCCAAGCUGUCCGUCGCUCCCACACACCCAGCCCGUCAUGGAAAAGUACCAUUUGUACAUAGUUUUGUUUGCAAAUAUUGUUCUGAGAUGCUAAAACUUCAGAAGGACACUUUUUUAAGUAAAUAAUUGUUUAAAAUAUAUUUUGUAAAGAUGGAAAGUUACAAUAGUUUCUGGAGUACAGAUUUAAAAAAGUAUUUGCACUAACACAUGUGAUGUGCAUGAUUUUAAUAAAAACAACUUUACUCUCCU